AAAACAAUGAGCUCAACACAGAAGGACCUGCUGAGACCAUUUCAGUAAUCGUCUUCUUAACUCAGGACCAACAUGGAGCGAGAAGCCAGCGCUCUCAGGAGGCCGACAAACAUCACAGAAGAAAGAGGGAGAAAAAACACACCUGUGACGAGUGUGGGAAGGAGUUUACUGUGAAGGCUUCACUAAAACAGCAUCAGGUCAUCCACAGUGGAGUUAAAGCAUACAGCUGUGAUCAGUGUGGGAAGAAAUUUGCUUUCAAGGAUAAACUAAAACUUCAUCAGUUCAUCCACACUGGAGAGAAACCGUUCAGCUGUGACUUGUGCGGGAAGUCUUUUUCCACGAAGGGUUACCUAAAACAACACCAACUCAUCCACAGUGGAGUUAAAGCGUACAGCUGUGAUCAGUGUGGCAGAGCUUUUACUUUCAGUAGCAGCUUACAGAGUCAUCUAGUUACCCACUCUGGAAUUAAGGCAUACAGCUGUGACGAGUGUGGGAAGGGGUUUUCUCUGAAGGCUUCACUAAAACGGCAUCAGGUCAUCCACACUGGAGAGAGACCGUUCAGCUGUGACUUGUGUGGAAUGUCUUUUUCCUUGAAGGGUCACCUAAAACAACACCAACUCAUCCACAGUGGAGUUAAAGCGUACAGCUGUGAUCAGUGUGGCAGAGCUUUUACUCACAGUAACAGCUUACACAGUCAUCUAGUUACCCACUCUGGAAUUAAGGCAUACAGCUGUGAUGAGUGUGGGAAGGAUUUUACUGGGAAGGCUGAACUAAAACGGCAUCAGGUCAUUCACACUGGAGAGAGACCGUUCAGCUGUGACUUGUGUGGAAUGUCUUUUUCUUUGAAGGGUCACCUAAAACAACACCAACUCAUCCACAGUGGAGUUAAAGCGUACAGCUGUGAUCAGUGUGGCAGAGCUUUUACUCACAGUAACAGCUUACAGAGUCAUCUAGUUACCCACUCUGGAAUUAAGGCAUACAGCUGUGAUGAGUGUGGGAAGGAUUUUACUGGGAAGGCUGAACUAAAACGGCAUCAGGUCAUUCACACUGGAGAGAGACCGUUCAGCUGUGACUUGUGUGGAAAGUGUUUUUCCUGGAAGGAAUCCCUAAAACAGCACCAACUUAUCCACAGUGGAGUUAAAGCGUACAGCUGUGAUCAGUGUGGCAGAGCUUUUACUCAUGGUAGCUACUUACAGAAUCAUCUAGUUACCCACUCUGGAAUUAAGGCAUACAGCUGUGACAUCUGUGGAAAAACUUUCAGCCAGAGAGGAAGCCGAAAUACACACCUACGCAUUCACACCAGACAUGAUGUGUACUGCUGUGAACAGUGUGGCAAAUUCUUUGCUACAAAUGCACACUUACAACAACACAUGUUUAACCACACUGAGGGACGACCUUAUAAAUGUGACCUGUGUGAGAAGACUUUUAAAGCUCCACAUAACCUGAGACAACACCAACAGAUCCACACCAGAAAGAGACUCAACAAGUGCAGUUAG
Messenger RNA from Oreochromis niloticus (Nile tilapia), 1496 nucleotides. Its product is annotated as zinc finger protein 708-like. Gene Ontology annotation, biological process: regulation of transcription by RNA polymerase II. Lineage: Eukaryota; Metazoa; Chordata; Actinopteri; Cichliformes; Cichlidae. The transcript is spliced from 3 exons. The record is from RefSeq and is a predicted model, not a curated record. Bases 579 to 1496 code for a protein of 305 amino acids. Gene Ontology annotation, molecular function: DNA-binding transcription factor activity; RNA polymerase II cis-regulatory region sequence-specific DNA binding.